Rhizophagus irregularis DAOM 181602=DAOM 197198 is the source of this 664-nucleotide messenger RNA. Lineage: Eukaryota; Fungi; Glomeromycota; Glomeromycetes; Glomerales; Glomeraceae. The record is from RefSeq and is a predicted model, not a curated record.
CGCAAGGCUUACUAACGCAUCUAUGGUGUGAACAUCCAGAUACGCGGGAAAUAAAAAAUAAUCGUGCAUCCUGGCAGAAGGAGUGUCUUUAGUAUCUGGAGGAAGAAAAUUGUCAAUUUUUCCGUUUGUGCUUAGGAUAACAUUAAAAAACCCAUGCCAUAUGAUAUUUCGAAUUUGUCUCCUCCAUCGAACAAAGUAGGUCUCAUCAUUAGAAUUCGGUAUCCUUUCAAGCAAUCAUCAAUGCAACAAACAACUGAGAUCGAAGUAUUUUAUCAAAUAAGUCUAUUACAAAAUUUCUGUUUGUUAAGAAACUAUUAUGCUGUGGUAACGAUUCAGCUGAUUCUAUGACACUUUCCAAAACUGGGUUCGCGUAUUUUCGUGUUCAACUUUGACCUGCAAUUCCCAAAACUGUUUUUCGCUCCAGUUGUUAGCUUUAAUUAAUUUGAUUGCCUCAUAUAAAAGUAGUUAAGUAAGGAGCAUAUGACUUGUUUCCAGCACGCCAUUCAUCAUGGAAAAGUACUAAUCGUUCGUAGAAAGUGUCAAGAGCUGAUCCUUGGUAAUUGAUAUGAAAUGCAUUUUUAAUACGCUUUACUUCAAUAUUACUUUCUUUUAUCUCCAUUUCUUUCUCUUUACCUUUCUCUUUACUUGAAGAGCUUACAUCGUC